Messenger RNA from Talaromyces amestolkiae, 399 nucleotides. RefSeq lists its product as uncharacterized. The transcript has 3 exons. Bases 1 to 399 code for a protein of 132 amino acids. NCBI's taxonomy places the organism in Eukaryota, Fungi, Ascomycota, Eurotiomycetes, Eurotiales, Trichocomaceae. The record is from RefSeq and is a predicted model, not a curated record.
AUGUCUGCCGACCUCGACGGCGACUCCGAAAUGCUCUCUUCCUCCGGCUCCGAAUCCCCCAUCGGCGCUCGCACACCCACAUUCGACAAACCCAUCGAACUCUCACCUCCCGGCUCACAAACAGCAUCUCACCACGAAAGCUUUGGCGGCGCUGGUAAUGCGCUUGUAUCUGCAUUUGGUGCCGGCACCUCAUCCUUCACAUCCGCGUUUGACAAGUUAGCUGGAGACGGGAACAAGUCGGGGGCCCAAGGAAAAGAUGCGCCUGGUGCGUCAUGGAACAAUCAGCGGGCGCAGGAGGAGUUUAAUAGGGCUUUGGAGAAUGUGGUAGAUAGGGAGUUUAGUUUGGGCGAAUUUGGAGACCCGUUUGAUGAAUCGGAUAUGUUACAAGGCCAAGCUUGA